Molecule: messenger RNA, 1831 nt
Organism: Tripterygium wilfordii
Lineage: Eukaryota; Viridiplantae; Streptophyta; Magnoliopsida; Celastrales; Celastraceae
Product: lys-63-specific deubiquitinase BRCC36-like
Exons: 11
Coding region: 233-1546 (437 amino acids)
Biological process (GO): double-strand break repair
Cellular component (GO): BRCA1-A complex; BRISC complex
Molecular function (GO): polyubiquitin modification-dependent protein binding; metallopeptidase activity; cysteine-type deubiquitinase activity
Source: RefSeq, a predicted model, not a curated record
GUGGAGAUUCAACGUCACAACAGCGUCUACUGCUCUCAACCGCACCAUAUUCCCAAUUCCCGUUCUCUGCGAUCCGUCCCACCAACGCCGCCUCUCGAAAAGACAACAAACAGCAGGAACCAGAGAGAGAAAGAGAGAAAGCUAGAGAGAGAGAGAGACCUAGAAAUUAUCGCUUGGGAAUCUCUCACCAGCUAAUUUUGGCGGAGUUGUAGAUAUUCUAGGUUUACAGAGAAUGUCUCUGACAUGUGUGAAGAUGUCUGAGGAUGUGUGGUUAACAUGUCUUACUCAUGCAUUGUCCACUGAAACUGAGGAGAUCAUGGGGCUUCUUCUUGGUGAUAUUGAGUACUCAAAAAAUGGGAAUGUCACGGCGCUAAUAUGGGGCGCGGCACCUCAGUCUCGAUCUGACAGAAGGAAAGACCGUGUAGAGACAAAUCCUGAACAAUUGGCUGCUGCGUCAGCUCAGGCUGAAAGAAUGACUGCAUCAAGCGGAAGAACAACAAGAGUGAUUGGAUGGUACCAUUCACAUCCUCAUAUUACAGUUCUACCCUCUCAUGUUGAUGUGCGAACUCAGGCGAUGUAUCAACUUCUAGAUUCUGGGUUUAUUGGGCUAAUAUUUUCCUGUUUCAGUGAAGAUGUAAAUAAGGUUGGCAGAAUCCAAGUUAUCGCAUUCCAGUCCUCGGAUGGGAAUCAUAAUUCCAUGGCAAGACCUAUUUCUCUAUCACCUAUGAAUAGAAGUUCGAUUAUUGAUGUUGAAUCAUCUUUAAGUUCCUCAGAAUAUACACCAACAAGAUCUGGAUCUGCAAAGGCAGAGAGCCCAGAGCUGGACACCGGUAGUUCAGGAAUGGCUGGAGGAACUAGUAAGGAUGGAGGAAAAUCUUCCGAUUUGGGGGGCUUCUUUGCUAAUGCUGAUGCCAAUUAUGUAGGAAGAGAGAAAAUCGGCGGAAAUCAUCACACUGAUAAUUUAGAUACCGCUGUUGUUGAUAUCGAUCCCAUGGAUAUGUCAGAAAGUAUGCAAGAAGCUAUGCACCGUUCAAAUUUGGACAUGAGGGGUGCUGAAUAUGUUCGAAAAGAGAUACCUCUUCAUGUUUUGCCUACCUCAUCUCUGCUUAAGCUCGAGUCACCACUAAGGUCAUUUGCAGAUUUGCAGCAUGUUCUCUAUGAGGAGGAGCGGGCAGCAUAUAACCAAGCCGUCCUGCAAAAUAUGAGGGAUGGAAAAGUGCAUCCCCUUACAUUCAUUCAUCACACAUCGACAUAUCAGGCUUCCAUGUGCAAAUUAAUUGAAUAUUGUUUGAGCCCGGCCAUUAGUGCACUGCAGGAACGAUUGAAAGAGAAUGAAAUUCGGCUAGCAAUGCUGAUUGAUGAAGCCAAGAUUUUGGAGACUGAGGCUUUUAGCGGGACACAGUCACCCUCUUUAUCUCCGCGUCAUGGUACUUCACAUGGAGUUAGAGGAAGUCCUAUAGGUCACAGGGACUCCCGUAGUUCAGCCGAGCCUGCUAAUGUGAGGACUGUGCCUGGUUCUGGUAGCCGAAGCAGAAAAAUGUUCUAAAAAGAAACCUUGGUGAACGAAAAGUGUCCCAAGUGCUUUUGAGCUUUUACAACUUCGCUGGUAGUUGAGUUCCGCCUUUCGAGGAUACUGCAGCAGCAUUUGGAGGAGCUUAUCAUGCAUUUGUGAUCUAUUUUUGCGUUUUGCAAAAGAAGGCAUUGAUGGUCGAUGUAUUUAUAAGAUUGUAUGUAUAUAUCCUCCCUUAUGCAAGGUUGUGUGGCACACUACUUGCUGCUUGUUGUAUGGGCUUCGUAAAUCAAGUUUAUGCUCAUCAUCACAUUAUACCCA